AUCAAGAACACAAAGCUUGAUAAGGGGAUCUGCUACAAUUAUUCAGAAACAGAGUCACAAACCUCUUUCGUUCUUUCUCUCUCCGAUUCUCUUUUCAUUCGGCGAACUCUGUUCGGAUCAGAGAAACCAACAGAAGGGAAUCUCCGACAGCCGCCGUCACCGUCACCGUCACCGUCACCGUCGUAAUCAUGGUCGAAACCAGACGCAGCUCUUCCGUCUCGUCUUCUUCCUCCAAGCGCUCUCUUCCUUCGCCUUCUUCUCCCAACGCUAAACGAUCAAAGGUGACCCAGGACGCCGCAUCAGCUGUUCUUCCCUCUGAGGAGAUUCUCGAUGCUGCCAACGAAUCUGGAGAUGGAUCUGGUGACUCGGACCUACGUUCCUCUGAUCUGCAAGAUACGAGUUCGUUGAAGGAGGUUGUGAACGUUUGCGAUGCAGACAAGUCUCCUUCUCCGCCCGUUGAAGAGGUGGUCAUGGCCUUGCCGGAGUCUUUGGACGCCAAAGAAGCCGACAAGACCGAGGUGGCUGGCGCCGCCGCCGCCGCCGCCGUAGAUGAGCUUCCUCGUUCAAAGAAACGCUCCGCUAAUUCUGCCAUGGCAGGACCGAAGGUCACUUGGGGGAUGCUUAUCUCUCAGUGCUCAGAGAAUCCUCAUCUCACCUUGUGUGAACCUCUGUUCACUGUGGGUCAAGGCCGUCAGUGCCAUUUGUGGCUUAAAGAUCCAGCUGUUAGUAAUGUUUUGUGCAAGUUGAGCCACAUUGAGCAUGGAGGUUCAUCUUUUGCAUUACUAGAAAUCACAGGGAGUAAAGGUACUGUUCAAGUUAAUGGCAAGAUGUAUCGAAAGAAUGCCCGAGUGGUUUUGAGCGGAGGUGAUGAGGUGGUCUUCAACAUUUAUGGCAAGCAUGCUUAUGUAAUAUAUAUAUGUCAGCAGCUCACCAAUAUUAAUGCUACUACUGGUGUGCCUUCUCUAAGUAUUUUAGAAGCCCAAAGUGAUCUAAUAAGAGGAAUGCAGAUUGAAGCUAGAUCUAGUGACCCUUCAACUGUUGAUGGAGCAUCGAUGUUGGCCUCUUUGUCUAAUGUUCACAAAGAUAUAUCACUCAUCACACCUUCUGGUAAAACUUGCAAUAAUGUCCAACAAACUGCUGGGGUUUCAUCACUAUCUCCUGGCAAUGAGGAUGGCAUUCCAGAUAAUACAGUGAAGGAUGGUACCAGCAUUAAUGAACCAGCAGGAGUUUUUUCCGCUGAGAAAACUGUUCCUGCAUCCUCUACAACUGUUGAGAAAAAUUCUAAUGUUGAUAGCAUGGCAAGUUCUACUCUGAAUGCAGAUGUUGGGAAGACAAGUGGGGGUAGUGAUCAAUUACGACCAUUGCUGCGGAUGUUUGCUGGCCCUUGUCCUGAAUUAGAUAAUAUUUACAAGAUAUCUGAAGAGAAAAGUGAGUUAAGAGAACUACUUCUUAAGUAUAUUGAUUCCCCGACAGUAUUGGCAUCUUCUAAGCAGCAAGCACUUAAGGACAGUUUGAAACAAGGAAUUCUUAGUCAUGAAGAUAUUGAUGUGUCUUUUGAAACUUUCCCAUAUUAUCUAAGUGAUACGACAAAGAAUGUUUUGAUUGCUUCUACUUAUAUGCAUCUGAAAAGCAAAGGCUUUGGAAAAUAUGCUUCAAACCUCUCUUCAGUGUCCCCACGGAUAUUAUUAUCUGGUCCAGCAGGCUCUGAAAUAUACCAGGAAACUUUGUCCAAGGCACUUGCUAAGCAUUUUUCUGCCAGCAUACUAAUUGUGGAUUCUCUUUUGCUAUCUAGUGGCACAUCAUUAACAGAAGUGCACAAUGCUAAAGAAAGUGCAAAGCCUGAAAGAACACCUGCAGUUGCUAAGAGAAGUACUCAGGUUUCCACAUCACAGCACAAGAAAUCAGUCUCUAAACUAGUCUCUAGUGUUGAUGGUCAAAUUAUUGGUGGAUCCACAUUCUGUUCUCCAGGGUGGGUGAAGCUAGAGACUAAUGUCAGCUCAUCAAAAGCUACUAUUCUUAAAAAUGGUGAUCGAGUAAAAUUUAUUGGUCACAUUCAUUCACCCUCAUCGCCACAAACUAGAGGGCCAAGCCAUGGCUCCCGUGGCAGAAUUCUCCUCGCAUUUGAAGAUAAUGGGUCUUCAAAAAUUGGGGUUAGGUUCGAUAGAUCAAUUCCAGAUGGCAAUGAUCUUGGAGGCCUUUGUGAAGGCGAUCGCGGAUACUUUUGUUCCGCUAAUCAGUUACUGCGGGAUGGUUCUGGAGGAGAUGACUUUGACAAGAUCGCAGUUAAUGAUGUUUUUGAGGUUGUCUCCAAUCAGAGUAAAAGUGCUGCACUAGUUGUUUUCAUUAAAGAUGUUGAGAAGGCGAUCAUUGGUAAUUCAGACAUUUUGAAGAGUAAACUUGAAAGCUUACCACAAAAUGUUGUUGUAAUUGGCUCACAUACUCAGCUCGAUAGUCGAAAGGACAAGACCACACAUGCUGGCAUUCUGUUAACAAAGCUUGGGGGCAAUCCAGCAGCAUUACUUGAUCUUUCUUUCCCGGAUAAGUUCACUAGAUUGCUUGAUAGGAGCAAAGAAAGUCCCAAAGCAGUAAAGCAACUUACUCGCCUUUUUCCGAAUAGGGUGCCAAUACAACUUCCUGAGGAUGAGCUUUUGCUUUCUGAUUGGAAGCAGCAGUUGGAACGAGAUAUUGAGACUAUGAAGGCUCAAUCCAAUACUGUCAGCAUUCGAACAGUUCUCAACCGAAUUGGACUGGAAUGUCCUGAACUUGAGACACUCUGCAUCAAAGAUCAAGCUCUAACAGCAGAAAGUGUGGAAAAAAUCAUUGGCUGGGCUAUAAGUCACCAUUUUAUGCAUUCGGCUGAGGGUUCUGUCAAAGACUCUAAGCUUGUGAUAUCUGCAGAAAGCCUUAAGUAUGGGCUGAACAUUCUACAGGGCAUUGAAGGCGAAAACAAGAAUUCAAAGAAAUCGCUGAAGGAUGUGGUUACUGAGAAUGAAUUUGAGAAAAAACUGCUUGCUGAUGUGAUUCCUCCAAGUGAUAUUGGGGUCACUUUUGAUGAUAUUGGGGCUUUAGAAAAUGUGAAGGACACCUUGAAGGAGUUGGUCAUGCUUCCUCUACAGAGACCUGAACUCUUUAGCAAAGGACAGUUGGCUAAGCCCUGCAAGGGAAUACUGCUCUUUGGGCCCCCUGGUACUGGAAAGACAAUGCUUGCGAAGGCUGUAGCAACCGAGGCUGGAGCCAACUUUAUUAACAUUUCAAUGUCUAGCAUUACUUCAAAGUGGUUUGGGGAAGGAGAAAAAUAUGUCAAAGCUGUCUUUUCUCUAGCCAGCAAGAUUGCCCCAAGUGUUAUUUUUGUCGAUGAGGUCGACAGUAUGUUAGGAAGACGUGAAACUCCUGGCGAACAUGAGACUAUGCGUAAAAUGAAGAAUGAGUUCAUGAUGAAUUGGGAUGGCCUGCGAACAAAAGAUAAAGAGCGUGUACUUGUUCUCGCUGCUACAAAUAGGCCCUUUGAUCUUGAUGAGGCUGUUAUUAGGAGGCUUCCAAGAAGAUUUAUGGUUAAUUUGCCAGAUGCUCCAAACAGGGAAAAAAUUCUGAGAGUCAUCUUAGCAAAAGAAGAUUUGGCACCGGAUGUUCAUUUGGAAGAAAUAGCAAAUAUGACUGAUGGAUAUUCGGGGAGUGACCUAAAGAAUCUGUGUGUAACAGCAGCUUAUUGCCCAAUAAGAGAGAUCUUGGAAAAGGAAAAAGAAGAGAGAAGUGUAGCAUUGGCCGAGAACAGACCCUUACCUGGAUUAUGUAGCAGUGCUGAUGUCCGUUCCUUAAAGAUGGAUGAUUUGAGAUAUGCACAAGAGCAGGUGUGUGCGAGCUUCUCGUCAGAUUCGUUGAAUAUGAACGAGCUACUUCAAUGGAACGACCUUUAUGGAGAAGGUGGAUCAAGGAGAACGAGAUCUUUGAGCUAUUUCAUGUAAAGGCAGAGAAAGAAAGAAAAUCUGCUUCUUCUCCUUAAGUGUAUAGCAUUUCUUGGUUAGACAUUAUUACUCUUCUAUCACCCAAGUGGUGCCAACAAGAUCAGCCACCACUGGGCACCUUUGUAUCAUAGGCUCAUAGGUUUUCCCUUCUUUUAUUUUACUCUCACCAAAUUUUUCAUAAAAAUGGUAGUAGAUUUGUUAAAUAUUCUCCGGCAAUUAAGAAAAAGAAGCAUAAUUUUUUAGGGUCCUUAUAA
Messenger RNA from Arachis ipaensis, 4216 nucleotides. Its product is annotated as AAA-type ATPase family protein. Gene Ontology annotation, molecular function: ATP hydrolysis activity; protein binding; ATP binding. Gene Ontology annotation, cellular component: mitochondrial outer membrane. The record is from RefSeq and is a predicted model, not a curated record. NCBI's taxonomy places the organism in Eukaryota, Viridiplantae, Streptophyta, Magnoliopsida, Fabales, Fabaceae.